ACAGUCAGAGCUCUGUCCAAAUCAGGAAGAGCGAGAGUCUGGCACGACGCCGUGCGCGCAUUGGACUGCUCACGGCCCGGGGCUGCGGGGCGCGGAUGCGGAUUUGGAAGGAAACCAUGAAGGGAAUAAGUCCUCUCAGCGUGGACACACAAGGGGGAGGGAGGGUGUUUUUGACGAUCCUGCUGACGUUGGGACACAUGACGACAGUCACAACUCUCCCUGGAGUCCUCAAUGACACCACCACGGCUCUCGACUGCACCAACGACUUUGACGAGCAGAUGUUUUGCGCCUUCGACGCGCUGAACUGCUCCGAGCACGAGGUGACUCUCCUGAGCAACGACGGGCACGGAGAGACGCAUUGCGUUCCCAGACACUGUGACAGUGGACGCUGCUGUUGCUCUGUCCAGAUGAUGCUGAUUUUAGGGGAGACUCACACAGCUUCGCUCCGGAAAGGAGGCAAAAGUGUGGAGGACAGAAUCAUCAGCAUCUCGGCAAGCAUAAAGCCCAAGACGCCGACGAUCAUCUCAGUGGAUGAGGUCAAUGGGAGCUUUCAAGUCAAGUGGAAAACCAACAUGGAGGGCGCCAUCGGCGACAGCUUGACUGCUAAUGUGACUUACCACAAGAAAGAUGAUGCAAAGAAGGUCUUUCAGUCUGUCCAACCGACCACCGUUGAUGGACUGAGUAUCUAUGAAAUACCUGGUUGGGAUUUAGAGCCAAGCACGACAUAUGUGGUCAGUGUGAAAAGCUACAUUGAACGGAGCGGCAAGUUCAGUGACAGUAGCAAAGAGUUGGAAUUCACAACCCCUGCUUCCCCUGAUGCCCUGUUCCUGGGGAUCAUCAUCAGCCUCAGCAUUGCUGCGGUCCUAAUCACCAGUGUUGUAUUCUGCUGUUAUGUAAAGUUGAAGUCGAAGUGGUGGGACACAGUCGUCAAAUGUUCAAACCCCAAACUUCUUCUUAUCCGUCCAUAUGAACAACAGCUCUUGAAGCCUGAGCUGCCCAUCACCUGCGCUGUCUGUGUCGAGCCCCUUAUUCCGGACGACAGUGAAUCGUGGUGGAAGGGGUCACUGGCAGACACUAGCAGUGGGAACCUAAAGCAGAGCAGUGGAAUCAGCACUGCCUCCUCUUGUCUCAGUUACAUGAAAACAGAACCUGCUGACAUUUUAGCCAGCGUUCACGAUGCCCUGAGUAAAGCCUUCCCCAAUAUCAGCCCAACAUCACCCCUCACCACCAAUCUGCUCCAAGAAUCCAACAGAGACGGCGGCCUAUUGUCCGUUCCCUUCGGUCCUUGUGAUGCCAACGCCGGUGAGGUGAAAUCUGGAUGGUCAGCCUUCAACAAUAAAACCUACUCAAUUCUCAUUUCCAGCUGCCCUCCAAUGAUUAUGACAGACAGCUCUGAAGUCCGGGCCCCGGCUGAUAUGGUUUGUGACUCUGCCUACUGUCCUACCGAGGGCGACGUGGUGGCCUGCCAGGAGCAACUUGCGCCAGCUUGUCCGCUUCUUAAUUCACAGACGGCGGCUUCAUCUCCGAUGCCGACGGAUAUGUCAUAUCACCAGUGCAAUGCAGACUCAGGGGGAUUAUCAUAUGCAGAAGACUCCGGUUCGUCCUCCAUCUCCAGUGGCACCAGCACAACAUUCCUGUGUGAUCCUGUGUCCAGAGUUGAGGCCGGGUAUGAGAGCCUGGAUGAGGGGAUCAGCGCUGCGACAAAGCCAAUUGGACCAAUGGAAGUGGCCAUCAAAUGCGAUGACAACCCCUGCUACGGCUGUGUGCCUGCUGGCUCGCACAGCUUGCCUCCGCUGGAUGACGCCUACCAGGCCUUUCAAACUCUAGUGGGGCAGCCUGGAGCUGAGAGAAAGGAACAUUUGGACCAAUGUCCAGUGGAAUCGUUCACCAAGGGCUCACCAGCGAUUCCGGGUUUCAUUCGCAAUGUCCAGGGUGACCAGUGUCUCUCUGAGCUCCAAAGACCCUUUCUGUCUUUGAUCUCCGCUGCCGUGCCUGUGGCAGUAAUGACGGAAAGCGGCUAUCAGGGUGUGUAGUGCUGGAUCUCUAUGCGUUCAUGUUUUUCCAUUCAUUUCAUGUGUCUAUUUAGAGCUUGGAAACAUUGUCAAAUGUGUCGCAAGACCUACAGCAGCACAACAGUCUCAUCUUAAUAUGCAUCUAUCAGCUGUUCCAUGAGGUUUUGACUUACAGUCUUCUGUGACGGUCAUGGGGUGCGACAGGAAGCUCCAAGACAGAUUAAUGGAUCUUAAAUUGACACUGUUUUCUUAACUGUGAGAUGGCUUUAUAAAAGGACAGGUUUUUUUUCUUCUUGCUUUGAGUAAAAGACAAGACACUUUUUGCACUUUGAGAACAAGUUAUUUGUGAAUGCUUUGGAAUGUUUUUGUUUUUUUAAUUUUACAUGGUUUGGUUUGAUGUGAAACAGCUGUAAAGUUUGUAGAUAAAAUUAUUAGUGUAGAAUUUCAGUUCGAGAACAGAAUGCAGUAGUUUUGAAUUGUGUGCUUGCAGCAAAAGCCGCAGCCUUGCAGCCAAGUCAUGCAUCUGUAUCUCACAGGGCUAUUUGUUUUUCAGAUUUAAGUUUUACGUUUUGGACAUCAAUCCUGAAUCUUUAUGAUUAAUUCGAUCGUUAGAAUGGAUCAGAAGUGACUGAAUUCUGUGAAUGAAACAAGCCAGGGCAAACAGUGGACAUAUAUCGCUUGUGCCUUUCAGGGUUGUGAAAUGACCUCCUCUUUUCUCUUCUCUGGAACUGCUGAGGCAUUUAAACAAACACCAUUACAGUACGUCACACAGUAGCCUACGUCCUCACCGCAGCUCAUGCAUGUAAGUCGAAUGAAAUAUUUUCACUAUGAGAAUACGUGUGAAUCCGUUGUAACUGUUACAAAUAUGGCAUAUUUUUUGUUCAAAUAAAAGUGUCUCACACUCUGA
Scophthalmus maximus (turbot) is the source of this 2919-nucleotide messenger RNA. RefSeq lists its product as uncharacterized. Lineage: Eukaryota; Metazoa; Chordata; Actinopteri; Pleuronectiformes; Scophthalmidae. The coding region runs from base 96 to 2033 and encodes 645 amino acids. The transcript has 10 exons. The record is from RefSeq and is a predicted model, not a curated record. Gene Ontology annotation, molecular function: protein binding.